GAAAAUUACUCGAGAGAUUAACAAUUCCUCUCGACUUUGCACCUCCCUCAACUCGCACGAGGAUACCGAGAUUGAUUGAAAGCCCUUUUGGUUCUUCGAAUAAACCUCUAAACUUUCUUGUCUCAAGGUCACGGCGAAAACUCUAGCCUUGCUCGCUCAUCUCGUCGAUCUGGUGGUUUGGGAAUAAUGAAGUCAUAUCUAGACUACCUCGACGAGUGUGACCAAUUCCCCAAGAAUCCGGAACUCCUCUAUAAAUUCCUCAUCAGCGGAUACAAUGGUACCUUCGGCCAUAUUCUGCCAACCAUAAUCCAAGCUAUCAGUUGGGGAGCGAAAUGGGAGGUCGACCAUGGACAUAGAACACUGAAACUGCUUGGGAGCAGUUUGGACGAGAGAGACAAGAAUAUGCACGAUACCCUGGUCGCAGAGCGGGAAAAGAAAAGCCUAGAAGUGUUUGCAGACUGGAGGGAUGAGUUGUUCCCCGUCUACGGACCUGGCAAGGAACUCGUUGUCAGUGUUGAGCGAUGCGCUGCCCAGAUCUUUGGCGUUCUGACCUACGGCGUACAACUGCUUGCGUAUCAAGACAACCCAGAAGGAAUCAGUAUUUGGGUCGCACGCCGAGCUGCCUGGAAGAGAAGUUACCCAGAUAUGCUAGAUAGCACGGUCGGUGGAAGUUUGCCUACGGGAGAGUCUCCAUUUGAGUGCUUGCUCCGAGAGGGCUGGGAAGAGGCUGCUCUUGACCCGGACUUUGUUAAGAAGAAUGUUGUUGCUUGCGGUACCGUCAACUACACCUGCGUGACGGAUGAUUACAGCAGAGGCGAAAAAGGGCUUCUGUCUCCCGAGGUUCAAUUCUGCUAUGAGAUUAAGCUCCCGAAAGAUGUGGCUCUUGCCCCAGGAGAGGCCGCAGUGUCCGAGAUCGUUCUUCUCAAUGUUGAGGAGUUGAAACAGGCCCUUGAAAAGGCAGAGUUUGCACCCCUUACCGGAUGUCUUAUUCUGGAUUUCUUUGUACGACAUGGUAUUCUGACGUUCGAGAAUGAGCCAAAUUAUAUCUCAAUUGCUUCGCGUAUGCACAAGCCACUGGAUCUUGCGACGAUUUGAAAGUUUCGAAGGAUCAUUGGAAGGCGUACAAAGUCCGUCACUUUGCAAAGCCUAGACUCUAGAAUAGAUUCUCUAAGUCUAUUGUCAUGCCCCG
Molecule: messenger RNA, 1189 nt
Organism: Hyaloscypha bicolor E
Lineage: Eukaryota; Fungi; Ascomycota; Leotiomycetes; Helotiales; Hyaloscyphaceae
Exons: 2
Coding region: 187-1095 (302 amino acids)
Source: RefSeq, a predicted model, not a curated record